AUCUGCUUAGGCCGGCCGGGCCUGAUGGCCCAACGCCACAGCAAAGGCCAGCAAGACGGUUAAGUAGCAGACUCGUGAAUCCUCACAGUGUAGCUAUCGUGAAUCCGCAUGAAUUUAUACCGAUAUCGUGCCUCAAUGAUUACAAAAAAAAUGGACUGAUGUACCAAUUUCGUGUGUAACAGCCUACCAAAAGAAUACGCAAAGAACAGCUUGCACUCUACAUUAUGUCUGGGAAAGAGGAUAGCCCUGGAGCCGAGAGUUUCCAUUCGCUCGAGUGCGACACAGAAAGCAGGUCUAACUCAUUGUACAGCGAUGCUGAGACUACAAAACCGGGUCUUUUCCAGGACGACGCGGUCGUCCCGGAGGUCGAUUCAAUGGAGUGUAAAACUGAAGAUGAAGUUACUCAUCAGCCUACUGAAGUCGUGGACGAAAUGACCAUGUUGAGAGCAAGGCUAGAAGCAAUGAGUAGUUAUGCCGACUAUGAGGAAGAAGGCGUUCCUAGUGAUGGCCGGUCCAAGUUUAGGCCAAAAAAAGGUGAUUCUUUCAAUAAUCCCAGCGUUGUCACCACUAAAAGUGAUGAUGGGCGUUACUCGUCCGGAGGCUAUCUUGACUCGUAUUCGAAUCCGCAACCCCGUAGACCACCGCCUGAUCGCAAACGGCAACGCGAGCUCAGCAAGACAAGGGCUCAAGAACGAAAAAAAAGAGAAUUUGGAUUUAGUGAAAGUGACAUGGGUGUGAAUCCACCACAGGUUGAAAUCGAUCCUAAUGAUGUGCCGUUCGAGAUGCAGUUGCCUGAUUUUAGUCAUGGAUAUACGGAGCCGACAAUGCCUAGCGGUUCUGGUGGCAAAUACCUUGAUGACGCGUACCUGAUGGACAGUCGAGGCAGGACCCCGGAAUCGUAUGACAAUCAGUCCGACAUGAGUCGUUCACCGGUCCCUUCAGAGCUUGAACGAGGACUAAAUGAACCUUUAGAAUUCAGUGUUGAAGACUACCACAGCGAUCACUUUGAACGUGUGUCUCGCGAGACGGACGAUAUCAUAAGACAAAUAGCAGCUACUCUGGAUGAUGCUCGUACAACCGUAACGAAUACCGAUGCAAUGCAAGGAGAGGACAUUAAUUUCCCAGAUUUCCGUGACGAUGAAGAUCCAAUAUUGCAGGAAAGAUUUGUCUUAGAAGAAACUGAAAUGGAAUUCUCUCCCAGUCCUGGCUCCGGUUUUACCCAGUUGCGAACCACUACCACUCGACGAAUGUCAUUUGAGCAGACGAGCAUAAUGGGGUUUACUGCUGCAGAAUUAGAGGAUGAGCGGACGCCUAGUCCUGAAACCGAGGCACUGAGAUAUCAAGCAAAGUACGCUGACGUAAAACGCGACUCGACUAUAGAAAAACUGGAAAGCCUUUUAGAGUCAUAUACACCCCAAAAAACGUUUCUUGACGCUGAAACGAUGGAAGAGAUUUCAACAUACGGCCGUGUUCGAAAAAUAAAAAAACAGAGCUCUGAGGAUCAAAGAAUUCUUGAUGAAUUUGAGCGUCACUUCGAUCUGUGUUUUGAUGAUAGUGGAGAAGAGGACGAAUUUGUAUCAAUUAACGAUGCUGAAGAUAUAGCAGAUCGUGCUGCAGGAAGGAUUCCUGAAGACUUCUAUACAGAAAUGCUUCAGCAACAACGGCCCUUUAGCUCCUCGCCAGAGGCUAAUAUCAGGCAAAACUUUGACACUUCAGAGAGACCAGUAGGGAGCUAUUCUAAAGUGCCAGGUUUUGUUACUAACAAUCGGACCCUUGCACCGAAAGCGGACUUGUUUGAUCUUCGAAGAUCACGUGAAGUAAUCGACUUGGUGGAAGCUACAAAAAAUGAUAUGCCCAUUCAUGCGAACCGCAGGAAAUCGUUUUACGAUGAGUUGAGUGACCACAUUGAACCAAGAAGAUCGCUUGAUGGCCAAUGUAAAACACACGCCCUGACGCCCACAGGAGAGGACAUUGUACUCGAGGUUCCGAAGGUGCGGUUACAGACGCAGAAAUCCGACGCGUCGACCGCGGAUAGUGAAAUGCUUUUUGUGCCCGUUGGAGCAGAGAAAGAAAGGUCUCAGUCACCAUCGCGGGAUGAGGGAGUUUGUGCCAGCAGGGGCUUCUUUGAAGAGCUCGACGUUUCCGAACUCGAAGAGAAGGCUAAACAACAGAGAAUUAUUCCUUUUGAAGACUCUCAUAUACGAGUUGGCACAACUCUUGAAGACCUAGCUGAUCGGCCUAAAACACCAAUAAAAGCGUGGAGAGCUGAAUUGAACUUACAAACAGGAGAAAAAAUGUACGAAUCUGAACGAUAUGGUGGGAAAGACAGGAAUCCCAAUUACGGAGAAGCUUUUGGCCGAUUUCCAGUUAGAAAACUUUUUGUAGAACAGCAUUCUACCUAUGAAUCAAUUGAGAGAAGGAGUCGCCGUGAUCCCCCUGUCCGGAGCAAAGGACGUGAUGUUCAAACAUGCGAAGAACGUGCAUUGCAAAAGCAAAAGUUUAUAAAGGCUCCGGCUUCGACAAUGACGUCGGCGUUCAGUGCCCGAGUGCUCGAUAGUGACUCCUAUGGCGAAGAGCCCCUCAGUGUAGGAGCGAAAAUGGCUACUUUCCCUAGAAAAAAUGAAAAACGGAGGAGAAAAACUGGCCCUCCAGACGCUCGCCUGGAUAAAACACUAUUUCGAGAAACGUCUAAGGAUCGUUUCCUCAGAGAGGUUGAUGGGCAAGCUUCAUUGCUUGAAGGUAGUCAGAAACGACUUCGAGACUGGCGUGCAAACUUCCAUCAAUUUCCGCUAAGCUCCGAAAGUACUGAGGUACCCCCUGGUAAUCUUGAGGAACGGUCGCUAAGAAAAGUUCCUAGCUAUGAAACUAUGGAGUUGCCUGACGCGUCUUCAAGUCAACCUACUCCUACGCGUAAAGGAAGUUUUCGAGGGCUACAAUGGUCCACAGAUAAUUUUUUGGAUUCGUACAACAAGUACAAAGGUCAAAUAACAAGGACCCAAUCCAUGGAGAACCCUAAUGAGUGGAGUCAGAGCGGGUACUUCCUUAAGCCGUUUCCUCGAAGGGCGCGAAGCCGACAAAGUGUUCUAAGUACACAGUCUGCUGCGACCGAUUCGCUGAAUAUCAAGACCAUAACUUCCGAGCACUCGGAUUGCAAAGAAGCUGGAACUCAUACGCUGGGCAAGUUGGCUGAUACGACCCUAUUUCAAAAUAACCGUUUAAGCGAUUUACCUCCUGAACCUCCCAAAAGAACAAGAUCGAUUAGUCGUUGUAUUAAUCACCUUGAUCAGAUUGCUGUCGACCAGAAGUUUACCUUUCAACAGAUGAACUAUCUUUCCUCGGAACCGCCCACAGCCCCUCAAAGAAGGUCGCGCUCCGCGAGCGCUCAGCGAAUUCCGCAAGGCUAUUACGAAAAGCUCUAUCCGGUUAUUGACACCAAGCAUCCGGAAACUGUGGGAGAUUCCAAUGGCCAAAUAGGCCAGGUAAGUGCUCACAUCAAAGACGUUGAACCUACAGCGGAAAACGCAGCUAGCCCUGUAACUAUUGGCGCAAAACGGCACUUAGAUGUCUCACAAGAGAUUGAUUCUGUCAGUACGGAAGCAACAGUUGUCACCUCCAAGCCGGAGGAAGGACUCGCGGCAAAGCCGUCUGAGGACAAAGACUAUGAAAGCAUCGUCGUGAAGCUGAGACGCGAUUCCGUUAGAGGCACUGGACAAGCGAAGGCAGAACAGUCUGGUAGCGAACAAUUCACUGCGAAAGGAUCAGGUACAGUCGAAUCUACAAAUAUAUGCGGUGAAGUGUCUGCUUUGAAUAUGUCCGUUGCACGAUCGGACAAUAGAUCAUCCUAUUCCGAUGAAGAAGUCGUGUAUUCUGAUGAAGAAAUAUCUUCCAUGUUCACAGUGACCUUCAAGCCGGGCACUAAAGUAGCCGAAAUCGAGGAGACACCAAUACAGAGUUCAAAAAGCUCAAGUAGACGAAGUUCAAGCUCCGGAAUGGACGAGAGGCAUCGACAAAAGGCACGACACAAUCAAGAAUUGUUGCAGAAAAUAUUACAAGAUACGAAUAUAGAAGAGGAUCAAAAAAAUACAAAAGAUUUCAACGAAACUAAUGCCAACGUGGACCUAGGCGGAAACACUGAAAAUCUGGCACAGGAUAUUGAAUCGACGGGGAAGAAGAGUACGGAUAAAGUGCCUCUAGAUGCUCAGGAUGAUGAUAGCUCAAAAUCUUGGACAAAACAGUCUAGUGACGAACAAGCAAGAAAAAAACAAGAUUACGUUGAAUCAGUAGAGCCAAAAAUUUCACCAAAGGUGAUCCAUAAAUCUGCUCUAGCUCAAAAGCCAGCCGAAAGUAAACCACGAUCGAUUCAAGAUGUAGAAAACACCUACAAAGCUAGCACCGAAAGCCCAAGCUCUGUUAAACGAGAUAAAAUCUACUAUUCCGACGCAGCUGAAACGACAAGCGCUGCAAGUCAUGUUACUGCAAUUGAAAAGCCGAAAAUCGAAGUGAUCAGAAGUAGUUCUGUGGAAAGUGGCUAUGAAAUCGUCGAUACAAGCGGGAACGAAAAGAAGCCGCAGGCCCCACAAAGGCGAGGACGAAGCAGCGCUACUGGAAGCGGUGUGGGCGGUGUCGGCGACCUCAAAAUUAUGUCGCAAGAUAAAUUUGGUCUUGUAAAGCCGACCUAUGACGAUCUGAAUGAAUGGGCAAGGAAAGCGCUGAGCAGCGAUGAUGAAGCGUCCUCAUAUCACGAAGAUCCGCACCUCGAUAGACAUUUUGAUGAGACACUUGAUGCUAUCAAUAGGAUUCUCACAAGAACACCUCGGGAAGAGCUAGAACAACCUGCGGAACCCAUCGAUCGAAAGCCAUCGAUCUCAAAGUUUGAAGAGCUUUCCAAUCUUCGCGAUGUCCUCAGACAAAAACUUGAACAGAGAAAUCUGGCACGCAGCGUAUCGCAAGGCAAGAAACAAGCCACAAGCAUGUCGCAGGAGUUAAAAGAGUCGAUAGAAAAGAUUGAUGAUAGAUCGAACGGAAGAAUCAAUCAUAAAGAAGGUCAAAUUAUAACGGGCGUCUAUCUGGACGGAGUCUUAAAUGCCAUUAAUUCUGGAGACCUGGCUUUGACCCAAUCGGAUGAGGUUUACGAGCCUGUUGAAGAAAAGGAAGAAGAACAGGAUAAAUUUUUUGGAGGAAUCAUUCGCGGAAUCCGAAGAUCUAUGGACCUCAGUUGUCACAGCGAAGGACUCUUCAAAAAACAAGAGUCAAGUGACGGUCAAUCGAAGGGAUUCUUUAGUGAUCUCAUACAAAAAAUCCAAGACAAAUUUGAAGACAUCAGCGGAGAGAUCCGUGAUUUUGACUCUAAAAAGAGGAACAGCUUGGUGAUGCCGAGUAGACAAAUUUCAAGUGACAAAGAUAACGGCACACAUGAAUCCGGGAGAUCGAAAUCGGCCAUGUCAGGUGUGUCUAGUGAGUUGGGUAUAUCCGACCGAGGACGGUCACCUCUGCCAUCGUUUUUAACUCAGCCUCGUAUGAAGAUAGAGUAUACGACUGAUUCCGAGAUGAGCAUGGAUUACGAAACUCGAUACAAGAGACCAGCUCCCAGACGUAGGCGUACACGCGAUCGUAUCUUUGACAGUAGCUCGGACAUUCCUAAUUCAUCAACUAAUGAAGAUUUCGAUUCUUUCUGCCGGUUUGGUAGCCAGCGACGUCGUUCGCAGCCUUCGUUCAUGACAAUGACUGCUCCGAAACCACCUAAGCGCACCAAAAGUACAAGUAACUUGAACGCUUCAUCAUUAAAUGUACCCCCAUUACCACCAAAACGAGUGAAAUCUGAUCAUCUAAUGAUUCCACAAGCGCCCCGUAGGACCAAGUCCAAAGAACGCCUUGCUCAAGAAACGCCACCACCUCUACCGAUGAAAAGCGCUCAUGGAAAAGUUCCUAUUUUUCCACCAGUGGAGAGUGCUACAGCAACCUUGGUCUCCCCAGACCGUUGGCAGAAAGGCCAUCUUGUAGAAAUGAAGCCAUCUAUGGGAAUAUCGUUAGAUCAUAGUGCUCUCGAACAAAUAUCGACAGCACCUUCUGGUAGGCCUACUUUACCGUCUCAAGCCGAUAGAUUAGUAGAAUCCACAAAUAUGCAGCCACUCCCGAUGCACGAUUCUAUAAUACGUCAAGAUGUUCUGGUAUGCCCGAAUUCUGCAACGGAUACAGUACCACAAGGACCAAAAUCCUGGGAAGAGUCCCUUAUGUCUACAGGUUCAGAGCAACCUAAUAAGGACACACUUAGAAUGUGCACAACGGAUCCGGGCUUACAAUUCCAGGACGCCGUCUCUGAUCUGCCGUGGGCACCUAAGACAUCAUCACCUUCGCUUUCUGAAAGUCUAUCUCCAGUGCAAACCUCUGUAGAUAAUGUUGCUAAACAACUAAAUGAAGAUACUGGUAAGUCCAUGACCCCUCGCCGCAGAAAACGUGACGUACAUGAAGAGGAUGACAUAUUCUAUAAUGCGUCAGACGUUGAGCCUCAAAAAAAUGGAAAAACUAUUCCCAGUACUAGAUCUAAUUCGUUUUAUGAAACCGAUGUGCCUGCUCAACCGGCCUUUGACUCAACCGCCCUAGGACAAAAAGAGCAAUCUGUCACUAUUAAAAGUCAGCAAGGUAAAGUGCAACCAGACAUGGCCGAUUCUUUAGCAAUAGAAAUUGCUAAAUCUACAGAAAACAGUCUGGCCCAGGAAACAAAAAUCGAUGUGGUCGCACGUAGCUUCGGAAAACUGGAUGCAUCUGUUUCAAAACCUGCAACAUCCUCUUCAAAAGUAAAUUCUUUUUCUGUAAUAAAAGAUGCUCAAGAUGAGAGAAUGAGCUUGUUUCCUGAUACAGCGGUUAAUGAAAAAAUGGGAGUUACUGGUGUGUACGCUCCUGGUAUGGGGUUACCAUUUGCCGGCCCUAAUGAAAGGCAACUUGGCCAAAGAGACCGAAGCGGAAAGGCUGGCACCACUGCGUAUGGACAAGAACAAUAUGGACUGACCGGUGAGGCAAAACCGGAUAGUGUAUAUAUGCCGGACAUACUUCUGCCAGGGCCAGAGUUUGACGGUCUCGUUCAGGGAAAUGAACUGGCAGCUAUGGAGGGAGAAAUGCUUAAAACUGAGUACGGUUCGCAGGAGUCUCAAGGGUUAGUAAAAAAUAAAGGCUCAAUAAGACCUUCUUUAUAUCCAGUGGGCAUGGGCCCUCAAGGAGCCUACAUAGACUCUAAAACUGGCAAAGUGGUGCAUACAAUUGCGCCACCUCCAGGAUCCUCAGGACAUGAACCAGGUAAGCACGAAUCCCUUUCCCUCAGACCCGGAGCAGUCGACCGAAACAAACCUCCAGUAACUGAGGAGGCAAUAGGACAGGCAACUAAUUUCGCAGGCAUGGGACCUCAAGGGAUGUUUUUAGACAAGGAAACUGGUAAAAUGAUAUAUACAGGUAGUGGUCCGCUUACAGAAAAAAUAGUGAAGGAUUACCAACAGCAAGGCUGUCCUAACGUUUCACCGAACGCUGGCCAAGGUAUCCUUGAGUUAAAUAACAUACAAGAUCGCUUUGAUGCGUUGAUGGUAAGCGAGACCAUAGCUACCGAACAGCCUACACAACACGCGAUAUACAGUAAGGCAAAUAAAGUCAAUAAAUACCAGGUCCCAGAGCCCCCAGCUAAAGUCGUCAAAGCACAACGUAAAAAGAAAGAUUCUAAACAAAAUGAUUUUUUGAAUGCACCAAAGAUAUCCGUGUCUUGUGGUGACUUGUCGGACGGCGGUGGCGAAAAAAAUCUUUUAUCAAGGCUAAUCCCAAUUCGUACAAAGAAAAGGAUGAAGCCACAGUUUAUGAAGAUCGAUCCAGAGCAACUGGCACGUCUACCGACAAUGCGGCCUGCGACUCCUGAGCGUGCGUCAUCUACAAACAAAAACUUCUUGACAGUCGAUGAUCCAAACGCACUAACUCCAGGUUCAGAACAACAAGGAGAAACAUUCACUAAACGACUUAUUCGGCGAGGCUCGCACGCCCUGAUGGGUCUGACGGGUUCGUUUAGGCGGCACCGUUCUUCUAGCUACAUAGAAGGCACUGUACCCGUUGACUCCCCGUACCAGACAACUGUGAUCGACACUACGGAUGGUACCGCUUUAGAUGUCAAGAAUCCUAACACACAAACACUAGGAUCAAGUUCAUCUAUUCUUCGAUGUCCUGAAAGUACCAGUAGAGGUAGAAGUGCUGAGCCCGUCGCUAUUGGAACUGAGAAAUCAGCUAAAGUCCUUCAAUUCAUCUCUAGUCCAGUCCACGGCCGUACGCUAAAAUCAGAAACUAAACCGGUUAACGCAGAAACUGAUCCGUUUUACCUUGAAGAGCCAGCGAAGCCGAUAGUUAUCGAUAUAACGCCAUCUCGGCAAGAUAUCCAGUUUCCGGUGCACGGACGCAAGCUCAAGCUUGCCACUGAGGGCAUUCCGCAACCAAUUCGGCCGACUGAAGAAAGUUAUCUCUACUCGCAGUACACAGAUGGCGAAGAAGGAGUACGAAAUAGGAUGCCUGAUAUCGACCCGCGUACACAAGUAAUAGGUCUCGGACGAGGUGACGAGAAGCGCGGUAGCAUCGACGAUGAGUUCGAGCGAGACAUUUUCAUCCCCAAAGAGCCUAAAUUACCCAUAUCGCUGACAAAGAUGCUUAAGGGCGCUUUUACAGGGAAGGGCUUGCCAUGGAGCACUCAACUGGGCGGCCGUGAGUGGGCGCGUAAACGGCAAAACCGUAUGGAUCUACACUCCGGAGCCAACUCGCUGCUCGGUACUAUCCAGGUAGCCGCGGCAGGUGUUGAGUCGCGGCAUAUCUUUGCUGAGGAGGCUCGUUUGCGUAAAGCAGAAGAGAAUGCUCAAAAGCCAGAAAAGAUGGGCAAAACGAUUAGCUUGGCCGACCUCAUGGAUAUUCGACAAUCGCUCCGCAACGAGGAGCUUGCCCGUAUGGUCGCAGGAGCCCCACCAGACGCAGUUCUAGCUCAUGUGAAAGCAUCGCCAUACGUCGAUAGUAUGACCACGGAAACGCUAAAAAAACUUUUGGUGCCUGAUUUCACAAAGAUUCGUGAAUGUUUGGAGGAGCGUUUCCGAAAGAAGAUUCCCAAGGAGAGCAUCGAGAAACAGUAUCAACCGUUUAGGUUUGAUCGCGGAGUCGCUCUUCCCCAGGAAGAAAUGACCUACGUGCGUACGGGUCCCCUUCGAAUGAACUCUGUCCGAAACCAGAUUGAGCCGUCGGACCUUACAGAUCCGAUAGUUCAAGCCCUCUACGGCGGCUCGACUUACGGAGCAACUCCGUCCAAGCCCCCGGAAAGGCUAGAAGAGGCUGAAUGCAAACCGCUGACUCUUACACUCCCAGAUUCAUUAUCAGCAGUAAAAAGGUUUGAUAUUCUAGCACCGGCAACUCCUGACUCUGGCCGUAAUGCUCACGAAGUGAUUCGCGAGGCGGCAGAACUCGCAGCUCAACCGCCACCGACGCCUAAGAUCCCGCCUUUAACUUUGCCUGUCGAAGCCUGUCGACCCCCACCAAUGGCCCCCGUGAAUGCCGCAGAGUAUCCCGUCACAGGGGUGUACCGGUAUAUACAGCCGAAAGCACAAACUGUCGAGGUUCCCGAACCCGACAUUAACCUGUGUAAUCGCCGCUCAUCGCUGAUUCUAGUCAACGCAAAAGACCUAGAUUUAAAACCACCACAACGUCUCAACGAGCUCACCAGUGUUAAUGUUGAUAUUAAGCGUUUAAGGCAAAAACUGCCGGCCUACAAGAAUUUCGUGGCUGCUGAAGUGUGAGAUAUAGAAGAAACUUACAUACUAUCGAGCAAUUGAACUGGAAGCCAGACAAUGCACGAUUUUCCCCAAGGGUGAAAAAGCCAGUCUUGAUUGAGCUCCUGAAUACAAAAGGAGAUCGGCAGUCGGUCAAUGGCAAUGUUUUGAUGGAGCCAAGAUCCCGCCGUUUAGUUGAAUCCUUCGACCUCUGUAUAAACCAACAUUUCUACUUUUGUAUAUUUCACGGAUCAUAAAAUAAAUCGAACCCAUCUUACAUAAUAUGUCA
This is a messenger RNA of Varroa destructor (honeybee mite), 10056 nucleotides long. RefSeq lists its product as uncharacterized. NCBI's taxonomy places the organism in Eukaryota, Metazoa, Arthropoda, Arachnida, Mesostigmata, Varroidae. The record is from RefSeq and is a predicted model, not a curated record.